GCUAUUAUUGAUUUUGAUUUUGUAUUUUUGGUGAAAUUUGUGAAUACUAAAUAGAAUUUGAUUGAUUAUAGAUUGAAAAAAUGAGCCAAUCAAUGAAUCCUAAUUCUGCAGCUAAUCCUAAUUCUGCAGCUAAUCCAAAUGUAUCACAACAACCAAAUGCUCCUCGCACUAGAGUGGUUGGUGUCCGUCUCAAAAAGAACAGAUUUAGAAAUGGUACUCGAUUUACAAAAGAAGAUUGGAAACAAGGACCAUUAGAUGAUUGGGGAUGGGGCUAUGCUUGGGGAUACCGUCGUGCGCAAUAUCAUUAUAUGGAACGAAUCGAAAGAUGUGUAUUUGGACGAAAUCGAUUCUAUGGACACAAACCACCAACGAAUGGUACUGCUGGAACUAGUGCAAAUCCGCCAAAUCCUUCUCCAACAUCUUCCUCUGCAUUCAGUGCAUCAGCAUCUGCAUCAACAUCUCCUGGAUCAGCAUCUCCUGUAUCAACAACAUAUCCUACUCACAAACAACUAUCGGAUGGAACAUAUCCACAACGACAAUAUGGAGCAUAUUCUACUAAAGGUCCAAUUAACGAACCGCAAAAGCUUUCCGUACAGAAUGAUUAUGCUUUUAAAGGCAAAGAUAAUAUUAGUAUGAAAUCCAAAUUUUAAGAGAUUUUUUAUUUUGGAUAAAUGGGAAAAAAGCAAGUUUCAAUUUUGUCUUUUAAAAAUGAAUUUCAUUCUUUUUUGUGACGAUUAAAUUGCUAAAACU
Molecule: messenger RNA, 750 nt
Organism: Dermatophagoides pteronyssinus (European house dust mite)
Lineage: Eukaryota; Metazoa; Arthropoda; Arachnida; Sarcoptiformes; Pyroglyphidae
Source: RefSeq, a predicted model, not a curated record